Molecule: messenger RNA, 651 nt
Organism: Penicillium verrucosum
Lineage: Eukaryota; Fungi; Ascomycota; Eurotiomycetes; Eurotiales; Aspergillaceae
Gene: cwc21
Product: U2-type spliceosomal complex subunit CWC21
Exons: 1
Coding region: 1-651 (216 amino acids)
Source: RefSeq, a predicted model, not a curated record
AUGUCCUCCAACGUCGGCCUCACAACCCCGCGCGGCAGCGGCACAUCAGGCUACGUGCAGCGCAACUCUGCGGUCCUCAAGCCCCGCAACACAGGCUACGGCGCCCCCUACCCACCGAUCAGCGGUGCAAACGGCAGCGGACCAAUGGACCGACCAUUCAAACAGCGGAUGCCGGAUAAGCAGAUUCUCGAGCACGACCGCAAGCGCGCGAUCGAGGUGAAGGUGAUGGAAGAGCGGGAGCGACUGGAAGAAGAGAACGAGCGGAUUGAAGACGAGGCAGACGAUAAGAAGAAGAAGGCGAAGAGUGGAGCCAAGAAAGAGGAAGAUGGCGAGGCCGAUGAGGGAGAGAAGCUUCUUAGUGAAGAGGAGAUUGAUGAGAAGUGUGAUGCUCUUCGACAGCGUUUGCUGGCGGAGCUGGAGGAGGAUUUGAAGCGUGGAGAGUCUGGUUUCAAGAAGCCUUUCCCUGGGUCUGGAUCUGGGGCUGGGGCUGGGAGGGAUAGACGCAAUCUUAAGUCUUACCAGGUUCAUGAGCUUGCUGAGGCGAAGAUUGAGGAGACGGAGAGGUUGCGGAAGGCUUUUGGGUUGAGGGAGGAUCGGGAGACUGGGGAGAUUUCUAGUUCGAGGGAUUAUCGUGAGAAGAGGAGGGAUUAG